Messenger RNA from Drosophila mauritiana, 406 nucleotides. RefSeq lists its product as uncharacterized. The record is from RefSeq and is a predicted model, not a curated record. Lineage: Eukaryota; Metazoa; Arthropoda; Insecta; Diptera; Drosophilidae. Bases 113 to 406 code for a protein of 97 amino acids. The transcript has 3 exons.
UUCGCAGGCGUGCAAUCAUAUUUGUUUGGACCAAAAUCGGUGGUGCAGCUGCUUAAAUGUAUUUUAGUGACAGCUCGGAAAAACAGCCAGCCCCUUGGAGGGCCGGCAAUCCAUGGAGUAUUCAAACACCACGGGUUUGACUCACAGCAUCAACGAGAACUCACAGAAUCCGGAGCAGCAGCAGCCCAUCAAAACCAGACUGCCUGUGAAUGGAAACUGCUACAUCAAGAUUGAAUCCCCGACCGGACCGCAGUCUAUAGCUUUGGGCAGCCAGCGUUGCCUCAACACGCCCCCAACCACGCCCAGCAGCCCGCUGAGGGAAGCGCCCCAGAGUCCGUCGGACGGUCACGUCUCCUCGCUGAGCUCGCACUCCGGAUCGGGAUGCAGUGACAUCCUGCUGGAAUAG